UGCUCUUCCCAUCAGUUGGACAUGACUUAGUGACUGUUGUUACAACAACAGCAUCUGCAGUUAGGUGGCUGUGUGGCUGUUCAUAGUCAGGUGUAGACUCCCAUGGUUUCCUGAAAUAAUUGAUGAGUAUCCCUCUCUCUCUCUCGGGCCAGGUAUUAUCAAAGCAGUUAUAGACAUUUAGGGAUGAGGUAAAAUCCAGAGUUAUUAAAAAUAACUUUUUUAAUCUAUUACAGUCAAGCUUGACUUUGUUUUACUGAAUUUGUCUUCUUGAUAUUUUGAUGUGCUGCGUGUUCUCUGAUGUUUUUCUGGUGAGGUUAGAAGGUUAGAAACUUCUCUUUGGAGAUUCUUGGAGAUUGAGGUCUUCUGGUGGCAUUCGGACCCUGGGCUGAGUUCUGGAAAUGCUCACCCGACCCUGGAAGAGUCACGUCCCCCGUAGAACCUCAGUUUACUCACUUAGGAAAUUGCUGAAAGGCAAGUUGUGGAAAUGUAUUAUAAACCAAGAAUGUUCUGCAUGAGAGCAAAAUGAAAAUGCCGUGAGUGUGGCUGUGUCACUAUAAAUUAAAGACCCAUAUCGGAUAGUACAGUAUUCUUAUUGCAUGAGGCGUGAUAGAAAGGUUGCAAUGAAAAUCCAGAUCUUGAGGUACUCCGGCCAUGUUGGUGUUUGUUUCACAUGUUACUCAUAGCUUGCCCGGGUAGAGAGGGAGUGGAGUGAAACGAGACAGGAGGGGAUCACAGGCAUUAAACAUUUAUGGGACAGGACUAUGGCUCCCUCAGUUAUGCCUGCUGGAAAUGUAGUUUGGGAAGUUGUGGGGCUUAGCAGUACAGAGGGGCAUCGGAUCUGGGGGUGUGGGGCGGGGCCAGCAGUGGGAGCUCGGGCCCUUCUCUGACCAUGAUGGCUGUGAGAGUGAGGCUCAGGAGAGCUGGCACGGGACCCCUGACCCGCCACCAGCACCGCCCCCCCCAGGACACACCCCUCACUGGGGCUCCUUCCCAGCUCAGACUUCAGAGAGCCAGGCCUUGAAGUUGGUUUUUGCUUCUUUACAUCUUUGUGUCUUUGUGUGCCUUUUCAAAACUUUGAUUAUAAUAAUGACCAGUCACAGGCCCUGCUGUUAUUCUUUCAUUUCCUGUUCUUCUUUAUGUCGGGAAAGUAAUGUGUACCUGCUAGUAGAGAGUGCUUUCUGUGAGUUGUUGAUGUUUUAUGGUUCCAUUAAGCAAUGUUCAAAAGAUUUUUUAAAAGAUUUUUUGGAGUUUUUGUUUUAGGUUUAGUGUUUCUCUUCCAGGAGCCACUUUCUGAUACUAGAAAUUGCUUUUUAAAGUAAGUGUGGUGUCAGAGGUUGCUGCAACCUCCCGGUGCCCUUGUGAAAGGGAGUGGGGACGAGGCCCGCGGGGGCGAGGGGAGACCUCAGUGCUCCUAGGAGGAUGGCUGAGCCAGCCUUCCCCAGGGGGCCACUGGCCGGUGGCCCAGGUGAGGCUCCAAGACCUUGACUCGGUGAGUCGCUUGGGACUCCUGAACUGGGCAUUUUAUGAAGAAAACAAAAGGAAUCAGUGAGGGUGCCCAAACAGUCUGCACACUGGUACCUAUGCGAAGCCAAGGCCUUCUCCACGCGCGAGGAGGUCGGGGUCCUGGGGGCGGGGGCUUUGCUUCCUGGACUGAGGCUUCGCUCUUGAUUCUUGGGUUGGAGACGGGCAGUUUGCGGGGAACCAGUACCUGACAAGUGGACAUCUUUUUUGUUGUUGUUGUUGAAAGAAAGCAUUGUGGACCUUUAGGCUUCAAAGUCAAACAGAUGUGAACUUUGAACUUGAGUCAUUUCUCAUCUGUGUGGAGACCAGGAUCUGACCGUACAGGACAGGCUGAGGAGUUUUAAUAGAAGUGCGCCGUGCACACACACACGCGGUAUUUUAUUCUGUUAUUCACGUUCUUUCUCUGAAGGGGUCUUGGUGGUGACUGACUUGGAGGAGCUUGAGAGUGUUGAGCUGAAAUGGUCGGAGCAGAGGUCCAUGUCUGUCUCCACUGGGGCUGGAAGUCCUUGGUGGGUGUUAUUGUUCAGUUGCAAGAUUGUGUCCAACUGUUUGCGACCCCAUGGACUGUAGCCCACCAGACUCCUCUGUCCAUGGGAUUCUCUAGGCCAGAAUACUGGAGUGGGUUGCCAUUCCCUCCUCCAGGGGAUCUUCCUGACCCAGGGAUUAAACCUGGGUCUCCUGCACUGCAGGCGGGUUCUUUACCCGCUGAGCCACGGGGGAAGCCCAGGAAGCCUUGGACCCAGGAGGGUGUCGGGGUUUCCAGCGCAGGGAGUCAGGAGGGUGCUCUGCCCCUCGGGCCGGCUCUGCCUUGCUUCAGCAGUGGCAUGCAAGGGCUUGGAAGUGCAGGCAUUUGCCUAGCGGUGGGGAUGGGACGCCUAUGUGGGCCAUUGUAGAAACAGCCCAGGAUUUCCAGAGUUAGACGUGAUCCCAAGUCAGGAGCCAGAGUCUGCUUCUGGGUGAGGAGUGCUGAGCUCUGAUGGAAGGAAUUCGGCGUGUCUCUUCAGUCCCUGUGUGUGCAGGUCUGAGCCUGGCCGAGAUGCUGGGAGGCCAAGCGUGGGGCUGGAGCUCAGGAUGGUGCGGCCGUCAGCUCCCUCUGGGGGACGUGGCCUUGGCCCCUGGCCCCAGCGGCCUGCUCGCUGUGAAACUGAUAAGACAUCAAUGCACGCUUUGUUCUCAAGCCCUGGACUGGGCAGUGGCCAGUGGGCAGCCCUGGUUCUGUCCAUCAGAGAAGCUGAAUUGGAUGUUGCUUGUGUGGCUGGGGACUCAGCCUGCGGGCCCUUCUCCCAGACAGUGCCAGGGCCAAGCCUUGUGUCAGAGUUCUUGUCCCGGGGGGCAUGGAUUUGGUCACUUUUCUUUUGGAACUAAAAAUCAGACCCGAGGAUAGAGUCCCGCCUCGGGUCCAGAACUGAUCGGGGCCUGGUGGAAACCCGCUGGACCUGCCGCUGGCCUCUGUUCUGGAAAAGCAUUUAGACACACGCUGCUCCUGGUGAUUUAAUAGGAAGGAAUGAAAGGUUCAGCGUUUGCCAGAUGGCAGGAGUGUUUAGGGUGUGAAUCACAGGUAGUUGAGGGGGAGAGAUUAUUUUCAAGGUGUGCGUCCCUGCAUCCCGUCUGGGCCGACAGGAGGGCAGGGGACCCUGGCGCCCAUCUCCCCUGUGUGUGGGCGGGGGUGGGGACCCCGGGGAGGCCAGGUGGCUGAGGGCGUCCUGGGCUUCACAGCAAGGUGCUCCCCUGGCACCCCCGCGGUCUGCAGGGUGGUCCGAGUCGGUGUCGGGUGGGUGGGCAUCCAUAGGGAGGGACCAGGUGGGGCCAGGCCUCCCUACACCGGGCCGGGCCACUGCCUGGACACGUGAUGAAAGGCUCCAGUCUCGGGGGACAGUGGCUUCGCCUGCGUCUGCCUGAUGUAUGCACACAUGUACGCAGCGCCCUUCCUGCUCUGCAUGAGGAGUUACUUGCAUUUCCCAUAAAUAAGGGUGCACUUAUGCUGCAGCGUGACCCCUCAGGCAGGGCCCACAGGCGGGCAGCAGGUGCCCGUGUAAGGAAGGCGGGGGCUUGGGUGUCAGCCCAGGGUUUCCCCGAAUUCCUUCUUCCCAAGGCGGGAUGCCGUGUCUGUCAGGGUGACUUUUGAGAGCUGGAAUUUACUUUAUGCAAGAAAUUGCUGGGCGUGUGGGUCCCGAGAGGAGGGGCGGGUGAGGGUGCGUCUCCGGCCUCCUCCCCGUCUCCCUGCUCCCCUCCUCCCAGACAUGGCCAAGUAAAGGCAGAAUUAACUUUGUCCUUGGUGAGUUCUGAAAGGAAGGGGUCGUGUGUCUAGAUGGUUCUGAGAGGAGGCUCUCCGGCUGGACUGCGUGGUCUUGGACACCCGUGUUUGUGCCUGGAGGCAGGUGGGCUUCAGGAGCUCAUAGAGGGGACGUUUGGGCUGCAAGUCUGGACUAUAUGUGGGGCAGGGCCCGCUGGGUCUGGGGCACCCCGUGUCCAGUCCCGUGCAGGCCCUGGUUUAGGGGAUUGAGGGGAGGUGAGCCGGACAAGGAAGGGUGGGGAGCAUCGCCCAGGGCCGCCCCGCCCUCGGUGUGUCUGAAAGCAGUCCCCGCCUCAGCUACGGAUAUGGGCUCUGACCCUCAUUUGGAGGCCCUGCUGAAUAGUCAAUGCAUUUCCACGCCUGCAAACCUGCAGAUGCCGGCCUGGGCGGAGCCGGAGCCGCACGGGUUGGUUCCUGUGGUCCUGCGUGUCACGGCCUGGGGCCUGUAGGGACCGUGUCUGGGGAGGCUCCGGUGACUCCCCGGGGAAGGAGCACACCGUGGGGUAGAGCUGUCACCCCCCCAUGUCAACAGGAUUGGCAGAGCUCUGUCCUGGAGCCUGUGCCCUGAGGGGCCGGGCAGACAUGGAGAUGGCGUCAGCGCUCCUGUGGGGGCCAGGGCCGCCAGCGGGGCUCCAUUUCCUGACUUUCGGCCAAACUUGUGUCCCUCCCACUUCCCCCCCUGCUGUCUGGCCCCUGUUCCUCAGCGGUGUCCCCAGCCUGGCAGUGUCCACCUCUCCUGUCCCUGCCUGCCUGUCUGGUUCCCUGGCUGUCACCAGCCCCGCCCAGGACGGGCUUCCCAAGGAAGGGGUAUGUCCCUUCCUGCUGGUGGAGCAGAGAGCAGGCGGGGAGGGGGAGGGGGAGACACAGAGACAGAGACGGGGCCAGGGACACAGAGAUGGGGCCAGAGACAUAGAGACACAGAGACGGGGCCAGAGACACAGAGACGGGGCCAGAGACACCGAGAUACAAGGACAGAGAGAGGGGGAGACGUGGAGAGAUACAGAGACACACAGCAGGGAGGGAGGACGGAGCUCAGUCUGCAGGGUGAGUGGAUUUGGACCUGGGAGUGUGCAGAGGAAGUUGGUUUGUAAGGAUUUGAGGCCAGGGCAGCAGAGCCAGGAGGCGCGGGUGUGGCCGGCAGGGUGUGGGCUGCGGUUCCGGUGAGGGCCCCUCCCACAAGUUCUCAGGGGUCGAUCCCCAGGGCGAAGAACCCUUUGGAAAAGACUGAACAUUUGCCAAUUGGCUGCUGUCUAACAGUCUUUGCCGCAUGGAAUAAGUUGCUUCUAUUCACUCUUUUUUCUUUUUUGGGGGGGGGGGUGAGUGGACUCAGGCCCCAUGGAUGGCCUCAGUCUGAUGUGAGCAGAGAAACAGGUGACCCAGGACACACCGCAGCGGGGCCUUGUGGGUGCUUGGCACCCCGUGCCCUCCGAGGUCAGAUUCGAUGGUCACCAAGUAGAUGUACCCCGGCAGCUGCAUUCCCAGCCUGGCUUAUGGGAAGAGCUGCUUUUCCUUCUUUCCCCUUCCUCUCUCCACUCUCCUUCCUUCCUUCAUUCUUGUUUCUGUGAGCAUCACGUUUACUUAAAAAUCUAUGAAACCAUUCAGUGAAAAGGCUUUGUGUUUGGUUUGCUGUGGAGUUUGACUUAACUUAGAGUUAAGUUCAUGGAGCCUUCCCAACAAGACAUGUGAGCUUUUCAUUCUUCCCUCCUGGAUUUCCGCGUGGAGGUAGAUAGAGCCUUUCUCCCGUGAGCUCACUGGGAAGUUUGUGGUUUUAGACAGAGAAGGGCCCAGCGGCCGUGAGCCAUCUGGGUUCCGUGUCCCAGAGUCCCCAGGCCCUGUCCCCGGGCUUGAGGUGCACUGGCUCCCACUCACGGCUGAUGUCCAGCGCUUGUGAGGGACCCUGGGUCCCCCGACAGUCUGCAGCACAGUCUGCGGUGGGUGGACUCUGGGGGGUCCGAGCUGGGUGGGUCAGGCACAGGCUCGGCCUGUAAUCUGUGCCCCACCUCGUGUGACUGGGCAGCACCGAUGCCCGGGGGUGAGUGCCGUCUGCCUCCAGCCCCGCGGCCGCUGACGGGGGCGUCCCUUCAUCUCGGUUCACAGCGGGGACGCCGGGGCCCCGGGCCAGAGGGGAGCCCCGAACAGGGUCUCCCCAGACAGGCUUCGCGUCCUGGCUCUGGCCCCAGGAACUUGUGCUGUUUCUCUGCAGGGAUGACCUUGGUGGCGACUGCAUCCCCUUCCUCACUCUCUGGACCCCGAGUCCCCGGGGGAAAUACCCGCGGGAGAGGCAGCAGGUCCCAGACCCUCGGGGCGUCCACGGUGCUCUCCCUGCAGAUCUGCAGAGACGGCCCAGCUGCUGGAAACCUCGCUGGAGCAAAGACUCAGGCUAUUUCCAUGAAAUGUGAGGAAAAAAAUCUAGUGACGGGGCACUUCCAUAGCUGCCCAGGCUCUGGAGCAGAGUCCUGGCCACACCUCGGGCCCACCCCAUGCGCUGCCCGUCUCUCCAGGUGGCCACUUAGGCCGCACGUGCCGUCUUUUGUUGGAAACCACAGCCCUAAACUGGAGAAGGACAGUAAUAAUCCCCAGGGCCUGGCAGCCCAGACCGGUAUUACCUCCUGCCGUUCGUCCGCUGGGGCUUGGGGGACUUGUGAGAAAGUCAGGCUUGUCCUCCAUUUCUGGGUUGGUUGUGGGCCAAGCGGGCUCCACGCUGUCCCUGAAAACACUGUCUACAAACCCAGCGGGCAGCCAGGAGGCAGCAGGCACCGGCCGGAGGCAGCAGGGCGGCCAGAGAAGGUGGGAGGAGACCCGGCUCUCGCCCGCCCAGCGUCGGGGAGCGAGCUUCCUGGGGCAGUGCCUGCAUGGAGCGGAGCAGGGAACACGGGCACCCAGGCCCCCAAACCCAGAAGCAGGCCCUGUGUGCGGGCAUUUCCUGAACAGUCUCCUUCUCAGGAAGGUGCUUGCCCGCCGAUGCUGGUUUUGGAGGUAAACAGCCCCUGAGUAUCAUGAUCUUCUGAAAUCCAUACACGUCACACACACAGACCAGGGCACCGGGGCUGGUCCCAGUGCCAGCUCUGCCCCGGGGACGAGCCCUGGGCAUCCUCUCGUCUGCAGCAGGAAGACUAGGAUGGCUACGCGGUGCAUCUCGGCGUCCUGGGAGCUCAGCAGGUGAGCGGUGGUUGUUCAGUAGGAUCAGGCUCCAGAGUAAGAGAAACACUGGCAUGUUCUUUUGUUUUGUCCCGUGUUAGGAAUGGAAAAAGAGAAGUAACUUUGGCUCUCUCUUAUGCAUUGUAAGUAGGACAAAUAGCAUUAAUGAGGUUUGUACAGUGUGGUUUAAGAUGAGUAAGUGAUGAGAUAGAGAAACCCGAAGAAUCUGUAACACUUGGAAAACCCCAAGGUCUGGUGCGCCUGUGCGUCUGGCUUCUCUGGGUGAGCCUGGCCGUGGGCCAGUGGUGUCUGCUUGAUGGACGAUGGGGCUAGGGUCCCACAGAGGGGUGUGUGGGGGCUGCUCUGCCCUGAUGCCAGCCCCAGGGCCCUGGGUGGGUCCUCAGACUGCCCUGGACUCGGCUGCUUUGCACUGGGAGAGUGAGGCAGUGUCUCCACCCCAACCUAUGGUGAAGGUGUGAAGUGAUACGGCAGCCCCUAUCACCCCGGGAGCCCUGAGAACAUCAGGUUCUUCUUUCCUCGAUUCCUUCCAGGCAUUUUAAAAUUUCUUCUUGGGAGAUGAUACAUCAGCAGACAUCACCCCCUUCUGUGUUCUCCUGACUGCGAGUCCUCCUGGCCUUCCUCCUGUUCCCUCCUUGCAGCUUCCUGGGCCUCUGUGUGCAUGUAUGUGUGUGUGCAUGCACACACUUCUGUGUGCACGUGUGCACGCACACGAGUAUGUAAUGUGUACACACACCUCUUUGGGCAUAUGUGUGAUCACACACAUGUAUGUUCACA
Cervus elaphus (red deer) is the source of this 7747-nucleotide messenger RNA. RefSeq lists its product as uncharacterized. The transcript is spliced from 3 exons. Bases 5837 to 6805 code for a protein of 322 amino acids. The record is from RefSeq and is a predicted model, not a curated record. Lineage: Eukaryota; Metazoa; Chordata; Mammalia; Artiodactyla; Cervidae.